AUGAACGAGAAGCGGAGCAACAAGGACAAUGACGUCCACACCGGCCCACCAGCCGAUGACGAAAGUGAUGCCUCUCAAGCAGGCUCAGACGAACCGCGCGGGUGGGAGGUUUUUGAGCAGUUUCUCGAGUCGAUUCCCAUCCAGCCCUCAGACUUUCGCAACUUUGCUCGCUUUGCGCCACUCGUAUCGGCUAUCUUGGCCCCACUCUCAACGCUCUUGGACAUUCCAGCCCUGACUCAACACUGGUUCUACGAUAACGGCGUUGGGGUACAGGAUCCAAUAGCAUGCGUAGUGCUUUCCGCCGUCGGGCUCGCCUUCAACAUCGUUGGCAACAUUCUCUUGGUGCUCCGCUUCAGCUCGGCCCAUCGCAGCUCCAAGGCUGUCAGCCUCUCCCUUUACUGUUGGAUCGCAAAAACCAUCAUCGCCAUCGUCAACAUUGGGUACUUUGGCUCACUGGGUCACAAGAAUCCCGAUUUCACCUUCGACGAGGGCUUCUGGGCAGGAGUCGUGUCCGUCAUCACCGCCGGCAUCAUUUCAACCUGUCUCUUCCUUCAUUAUGUAUUCGCAUUCCAGCACGACAGCGCCGAAAAUAUCAAGAUCCAGCUUACGGGGCGCAAGUUUAUGCUCUCCAUCACUGGACUGUUUGUGCUCGUCGGCUUCCAAGCGCUCGCCUUCUCCCGCCUCGAAGGCUGGAAGUACUUUGACGGCAUCUACUUCUCCAUGCAAACGACCCUCACAGUCGGGUACGGCGACCUAGUACCCACUACGACAUGGGCCAAGAUCCUCAUCUUCCCGUUCGCUGUCCUUACGAUUGCCCAGCUUGCCAACCAGGUUUCCAUCAUCAUCAGCUUUAUCAGGGACCGCGCGGCAGAUCGCCGUUGCAAGUGGCGCAAGCGAUACUCGAUUGCAAUGCACCGCGCCGCUCUGCAGGUCAAGCCAUAUGGGACCCUUAUCGACGAGAUCUGCCUCAUCCACCAGAUCGAGCUGCACCAGCAGAGCAUGCUGCAGAUGUACGACCUCAUCUGGUCGUUUACCGGCCUCAUAAUCUUUUACGUCGUCGGCGCAGCAUGCUUCAACGCAAUGGAGGGUUGGGGCUACGGCAACGCUGUAUACGCUGUCGUAAUUCUUUCGACCUCGAUCGGCCUGGGUGACUACACGCCGGCGUCGCCAGGCGGCCGAGUCUUCUGGGUCAUAUACGCAUUGAUGUGCGUGCCCAUGAUCACGAGCUUCGCCACCAACUCGGUCACUGGUAUUAUGUACACCCUCUCGGAACACAAAUAUCAGAAGACCGGGUUCCGGCUGGCGAGAGCAGAGGACCCCGAGGCGUUCGCGCCUCAUUCGCACUUCAUCCUCAAGAACCACGAGAAGUGGGAUGCCGCACGGACACGGUACAACUCCAAGCUUGCUACGCUCAAGAAUGACUUGUCGCAGGGCGUGGAGUUAUCCAAGCGACAGCAGCAGCUCAUCUCACAGCUCCUGAAAGACCCGACGACCCACCACGUGGUCGUCGAGGCCCUUGGUGGUGUGGACAAGGCCGACCUGGAGCGGUACCGGAACAGCCCCGAUGCUGUAGAGAACAGCGGCGAGGGGACGCGCGUGGGCGAUUCGCCGCAGCCAAAGCGCUCAUCCGAGGAUGAAGGCGGGGCGGGCAAUCAAGCACGCAAUAUCUCCAACACCGCCAACGGCCCCAACGGCCCCAACGGUCCCAACGCACCCAACGGUCCCAACGCCCGCAACAACCCCAACGCCGAAUCCAACCUAGACCUAAAGGCAGUCGCUCACCGGGACAACAAAGGACAUUCGGUGUUCGACGACCUCAAAAUCGACAGGCCCGACGCGGACAUCGACUUCAAGAUCUCCAAAGCGCUCAUCGACCGUGUGUCGCAUCUCGAGUCGCAAUCCCGCCAAAUGCUGGUGGACACAAUGGACGAGGGUCUAGCACGCACAGUCUUACUGGCAGACCGGAACUUACAAAUUCGCGACGCGCUGCACCUCUCCGAUUUCGGGAUCGACUUGCAAGGCAACUACCGCGCUGAAUCCGAGAGCAGGUGGAAGGAGGCUGUGGCUCGGCAUGGCCUUGGCGAUGCCAGUUCCGGUGAGCAGGACGACAUGCUUUCACGCGUCAGGCGGUACCGUGACACAUUUGCGGAGAUCCUCGUGUUGAGCAGCACGCUGCUGCAGCUGCAAGGGGAUGACUUGAAAUCCUUCGAGCGCUGGCAGGCGGGCGACAUGCACCGCGAAGUCAAGGUCUGCAAGGCCGCAAAGGGCGUCUCCAAUAGGAGGAAGAAGAAGUUCCAUCGGAAGAAGGAGCGCAAGCAAGACCGCCAGCCGUACGAGGGGGAGUCCGCUUCCGAUGCCUUCUCUGAGAGCGAGGCUGGCAUCGAGCGCGAUCUGUGUCCCCCCUCGGACCGAGACCGUGUCAAGAGCGACAAAAAGUUCAUACAGGUCAUGGCCCGCUCGGUCAUCAAGUCAGCGGACCGCGAAGCGAACGAAGAGCGCGACAGGUGGAUGGACUGGCUCGCGGACAAGGUGUACGACGUCGUCAGCGACGCCGGCCACCGCGUGCAUAUCCGACACCGCCGGAGUCCCAGUGGGCGUUUGGGCUGGGUCAUGAGAGACCAUGAAGCUGAAGACAGUGGGAGCGAGACUGAAGGGAGCCAGCACCUACGCAGGCGGCUGAGCAGACGGCUGCGCCGGCUCAGUCGGGGCAGUCGGGCUAGCUCGAUACGCGAGCGCCCGGAGACAGCUGCAGACGGAGAGGCCGGAUCUCGCGUCGGCAGCCACGGGGAACGGGGGACAGGUGGUGGGCCCAGCACCGCAGGCGGCGGCAAGAACGGAGAGGAGGACGCGCGCGCCCGUGCUAAGGAGAAUGUAAAGCGCCGGCGCGCGCAGACGGCGAGGCGCGCGACACACCGCCGUACCGCGCGGCAGUCGGCUUCCUCCGCGUCGUCUUCUGAUGAGUCGCAUCGUAAGGACGCCGGCCGACCGCGGAUGACGCUGCGCGAGCACGUUCACGACGCGGAACAGGAAGCAAAAGAGCGACACGCGGAGUACAAGGCGCGCAAAAGCGAGAACGCGGAGCGGUGGAAUAAUGUGCACGUGCCGGACCCGAAGUCGGUGCCACUGCCAGAGUCGACGGACAUCGAGCCGCCUCCGAGCGCUGUCCAGACGGCCUCUAACAAGUAA
Cutaneotrichosporon cavernicola is the source of this 3186-nucleotide messenger RNA. RefSeq lists its product as uncharacterized. The transcript has 7 exons. Gene Ontology annotation, molecular function: outward rectifier potassium channel activity; potassium ion leak channel activity. Bases 1 to 3186 code for a protein of 1061 amino acids. Gene Ontology annotation, biological process: stabilization of membrane potential; potassium ion transmembrane transport. Gene Ontology annotation, cellular component: plasma membrane. The record is from RefSeq and is a predicted model, not a curated record. Lineage: Eukaryota; Fungi; Basidiomycota; Tremellomycetes; Trichosporonales; Trichosporonaceae.